AACAGUUCUCAUUGACCUCUGUGCUCUAGGCUGGGUAGGUUUCCCUGGACCAGUGCUUUGGCUACUGGAACUUAUAGUGAGAGGGGCUUAUAGUGGCAGCAACAUGCUUGGGGAUCCACCAGACUAUCUCUGAAACAGGAGCUGAGUAAAAGAUGAUCCUGUUUGGUCUGGUGUCAGUUAGAGGGGGAGAGAAAGACUGCUGUAGAGUUCUGGAGGUCGAUUGAGGUCCUCUGGGAACUGAUCUGACGUCAUCAUGUGUUGUGGCAAAAAGAAAUUAUGUGAGAAAGAAAGGAGAGUAAAAGCCAAUGACCGUGAAUUCAAUGAAAAGUUCCAAUAUGCGAAUAACCGCAUCCAUACCUCUAAGUACAAUGUCCUCACCUUCUUGCCUAUUAAUUUAUUUGAACAAUUCCAACGGGUGGCCAAUGCCUAUUUCCUUUUCCUACUGAUUUUGCAGCUAAUUCCAGAAAUAUCUUCCUUGUCAUGGUUUACAACCAUUGUGCCUUUAGUCCUGGUGUUAGUUAUUACUGCUGUCAAAGAUGCCACCGAUGACUAUUUCCGUCAUAAGAGUGAUAACCAGGUGAAUAAUCGUCUUUCUGAAGUACUCAUCAAUGGCAGAUUGCAGAGUGAAAAAUGGAUGAAUGUGAUGGCAGGAGACAUCAUUAAACUAGAAAAUAACCAAUUUGUUGCUGCUGAUUUGCUCCUCUUAUCAAGCAGUGAACCACAUGGUCUCUGUUACAUUGAAACUGCUGAACUAGAUGGGGAGACCAACCUAAAAGUCCGCCAUGCAUUACCAGUUACUUCAGAACUUGGAGCAGAUAUUAGCAGGCUUGCAAAGUUCGAUGGGGUUGUUGCCUGUGAGCCUCCUAACAACAAAUUGGAUAAAUUCACAGGAGAUCUCUCUUGGAAAGAUAACAAGUACCCACUCAACAAUGAGAAGAUAAUUCUGAGAGGCUGUGUAUUGAGAAACACCAGCUGGUGCUUUGGGAUGGUUAUUUUUGCAGGUCCUGACACUAAACUAAUGCAGAACAGUGGUAGGACUAUAUUUAAAAGGACAAGUAUUGACCGACUAAUGAAUACUCUAGUAUUGUGGAUCUUUGGCUUUCUGGUAUGUAUGGGAAUUAUUCUCGCAAUAGGAAAUUCAAUCUGGGAGCAUCAAGUUGGGGAUCAUUUCCGAGCAUUCCUUUUCCGAGCUGAAGUAGUGAAGAAUUCCAUUUUCUCAGGAUUUCUUACAUUUUGGUCAUACAUUAUUAUUCUGAAUACUGUCGUGCCCAUUUCCUUAUAUGUGAGUGUGGAAGUUAUCCGACUGGGUCAUAGCCAUUUUAUAAACUGGGAUCGGAAGAUGUACUAUUCAAAAAAGGAGACACUUGCUGAGGCUCGGACAACUACACUCAAUGAAGAAUUGGGCCAGAUCGAAUAUGUUUUCUCCGACAAAACAGGCACUCUCACUCAAAACAUAAUGACUUUUAAUAAAUGUUCCAUUGAUGGAAGGAUCUAUGGUGAAGUAUAUGAUGACCUGGGCCGGAAGACAGAAAUAAAUGAGAAAACAAAACCUGUUGAUUUCUCCUUCAACCCUCAAGCAGAUAGCAAAUUCCAAUUCUAUGAUCAUAGCCUAAUUGAAUCCAUAAAGCUUGAAGACCCCAAAGUACAUGAGUUCUUUAGACUACUUGCACUCUGUCACACAGUGAUGCCUGAAGAGGACAAUGAAGGAAAAUUGAUUUAUCAAGUUCAGUCACCUGAUGAAGGAGCUCUAGUCACAGCAGCAAGAAAUUUUGGUUUUAUUUUUAAAUUCAGGACUCCAGAGACAAUAACAGUGGAAGAAAUGGGAAAAGUUAUUACCUACCAACUGCUUGCCUUUUUGGAUUUUAACAAUAUCAGGAAAAGGAUGUCUGUGAUAGUUCGAAACCCAGAAGGACAGAUAAAGCUUUAUUGUAAAGGAGCAGAUACUAUUCUGUUUGAAAAACUUCAUCCUUCCAAUGAAGAACUUAUGACACUGACAUCAGAUCAUCUCAGUGAAUUUGGAGGUGAAGGACUUCGGACCUUGGCCAUUGCAUACAGGGACCUAAAUGAAGAAUACUUUAAAGAAUGGUUUAAAUUACUGGAAGAGGCAAACAGGGCACUCGAUAAAAGAGAUGAGCAUAUUGCUGCAGCAUAUGAAGAGAUUGAAAGAGAUAUGAUGUUACUAGGUGCCACGGCGAUAGAAGACAAAUUACAAGAUGGUGUUAUUGAAACCAUUACUAGUUUAUCCCUUGCUAACAUUAAGAUCUGGGUCUUAACAGGAGACAAACAAGAAACUGCCAUGAACAUUGGUUACUCUUGUAACAUGCUGACAGAUGACAUGAAUGAGGUAUUUGUCAUAUCAGGAUGCACUGCAGCAGAAGUCCAGGAAGAACUCGAGAAAGCAAAAGAAAGAUUGUUUGGAAGAAGCACAGGUUUUGCCAAUGGCUAUGCAUUUUGUGAAAAACUACAGGAGCUAAAGCUGGGCUCAACUGUAGAGGAAACAGUAACUGGGGAUUAUGCAUUAAUCAUAAAUGGACAUAGUUUGGGUUAUGCACUUGAAGCCAAUCUAGAGAAUAAAUUCCUAGAAAUUGCCUGCAUUUGUAAGACUGUGAUUUGCUGUAGAGUUACUCCUCUUCAGAAAGCCCAAGUGGUGGAGUUGGUUAAGAAGAAAAGAAAGGCAGUCACUUUGGCAAUUGGAGAUGGAGCCAAUGACAUCAGCAUGAUAAAAAGUGCACACAUAGGAGUUGGCAUCAGUGGUCAAGAAGGAAUGCAAGCAGUUUUAGCCAGUGACUAUUCCUUUGCACAAUUUAGAUACCUCCAGCGACUUCUCCUGGUUCAUGGAAGGUGGUCCUAUUUCCGUAUGUGCAAGUUUCUGUGCUAUUUCUUCUACAAGAAUUUUGCCUUCACACUUGUGCACUUCUGGUUUGGAUUCUUUUGUGGUUUCUCAGCACAGACCGUUUAUGAUCAGUGGUUCAUCACCCUUUUCAAUAUUGUUUAUACAUCACUGCCUAUAUUAGCUAUGGGGAUUUUUGACCAGGAUGUGAAUGAGCAGAAUAGCAUGGACUACCCCAACCUCUAUGGACCUGGCCAAUUGAAUCUACUUUUCAAUAAGCGUAAAUUUUUCAUCUGCAUUGCACAUGGAGUGUACACAUCCUUCACUCUUUUCUUCAUCCCGUAUGGUGUAUUUUAUGAUGUAGCUGGUGAAGAUGGGAAGCAUAUUGCUGACUACCAGUCCUUUGCUGUCACCAUUGCUACGUCUCUAGUCAUUGUUGUUAGUGUACAGAUUGCCCUGGAUACAAGUUACUGGACAUUUAUUAAUCAUGUUUUCAUCUGGGGCAGCAUUGCUGUAUACUUCUCCAUUCUCUUUACAAUGCACAGUGAUGGCAUCUUUGAUAUAUUCCCAAAUCAGUUUCCAUUUGUAGGAAAUGCACGCCAUUGCUUGACCCAGAAAAGUAUUUGGUUGGUUAUUCUUUUGACAACUGUGGUUUCAGUCAUGCCUGUUAUAACAUUCAGAUUUUUGAAGGUGGAUUUACAUCCAACUCUGAGUGAUCAGAUACGCCAGUUGCAGAGGGCUCAAGACAAGGCAAGUCCCCUAAAGAGUCACAAACAUCAACCCCGGAGAACCAGCUCACGUAGAUCUGGAUAUGCAUUUGCUCACCAAGAGGGCUAUGGAGAACUUAUCACAUCUGGAAAAAAUAUGCGAGUGAAAAAUCUACACCCGACAUCAGGGUUGGGAAAGACGAUGUAUAAUAGCACUAGCUGGAUUGAAAAUUUAUGUAAGAAAACCACAGACACAGUGAACAGCUUUAGCCUGGAUAGAACAGUGAAACUCUGAGUCAAGAUGAAUUUGAACUAAAUAGUUUAUCUUUUAAAACUUCAGCCUGGCUGAAAAUUGACUGGCCUCCAGGGGUUGGGAUUGGGGAAUGAUGGUGGGGCAGAUUGCCUCAUUUCAUUUUGGUCAGAUGUCUGCCUUAGAAGCAGAGCCAGAAGGGGCAUGUUUCAUUGGAAAACAUGGGCCAGAUGGGGACAGUAUGCUUCUCUUUAUUCAGUGGAAGAAACACUAGCAAUGUAAACACACACACAUAUACAUCAUAUCAUUCCAGAUAACAGUUGCUCUUUGAUUUUAGGAUCUCAUUUUGGAAGAUAAGAUGAUGAAUUGAUUUUCUAUGCAGAUUAAGUAGUCUUUCAGAAAGAUGGAAACACUCUGGGUUUACAACAUAAUUAAAAUCAUUUAAAAGGACAAAUAAGCCCAUACACAUAAGAGUUCUAGGAUACAGCUUUCAUUUUCCAAAUCUCUACAAAUUUUAACUCAGAUAUGUUGCUAGUCUGUCACGCUCUCAUUCUUUUGCUUGUUAAUCUAGCACUAUUAGCCAUUCACAUGAGAAUACCGCCAACAAAAAAGAAUACUCAUCUCAACCACUCUACUAACUAUACUACCAAGGGGAAGGCAGGUUGGUAAGAAAUCUGUAUAGGUUAGUCAUUUGUCUAAAAGGUUGUCAAACUGAAUCAUUUUAGAGUCGUGUCCAAGAAAUAUUGGAAUCUCCCUAAAUAUAUAUUCCUGGGGGAGUUAGGUGGCACAGUAGAUAGAAUGGCAGGCCUGGAAUAAGGAAAACUCAUCUCUGUGAGUUUAGAUCUGGCCUCACUAGCUGUGUGACCCUGGGCAAGUCACGUAGCCCUGUUUGUCUUAGUUUCCUCUUCUGUCAAAUGAGCUGGAGAAGGAAAUGGUGUAUCUUUGCACUCCGAUAUCUUUGCCAAGAAAACCCCAAAUAGGAUCAUAAACUGAUGACUGAACACUGACCAAACGUAUGUACUCUGUAUUGUUUUUGCUAGCAUCUGUAAUAGAGACAACUUUGUUAAAUCAUCAAAGAAGCAUUAAGUAUCUUUCCAAGUCAUUCCUCCCUCAUAUUGUAGACAGUUUUUCAUAUAGCGCAUCUCCAACUAUUUUUAGCAAUUUUAGUCCUAAAGAUUUGAACCUGUUAUUUUAUCAUGUGAUUAUCUGAAACAUUCAUUUAGGUACUCAUAUUUUGAUCGUUUAAGGGAAUUGUGAGGGUUUGUUUGGUUUUUUUUUAAUGCUUUUAGUACUUGUAUAAUUUCAUCCUUUAGUACUAUGAUCUUACCAGUUACUCUUUCCGCUAAUCCAAUUCAUCAUGCCUCCACAUUCAUAGCUUGUAGACCUAGAACUAUAAGGGACCUCUGAGGAUAUCUAGUCCAACCCUCUCAUUUCCAGAAGAGGAACUGAGAGGCACAGGGAACCUAACUGACUUGGCUAAAGCAAUAUGGGUAGUAAAUGUUAGGAAUGGAGGUUGCAGCCAGAUCCUCUGAUUUCAGAGUCAUUGCUCUUUCUACUGCAAUUUGUGUUGUUGUUACUCUCACUUGUGAUGUUUACAAUCAAGUAUAGCUCCUUUUGGGGAUGGUGGUUCUUUAGUUGUCUCUUCAACUGAGAAGUGUCCACCUGUAAGCAAGAGUGCCUAGAUCGGCCAGAAGUGGACUAGUGGACGAUAUCUUCUGUCCCUAACUUUACCAUGCCAGUAUUAAGGUGGAACGGUUUCUUUUCUUUUGUAAUGUUUUUGAAAGACUUAAAAACAUUCAGUAAAAGUUCGGCAUGUGGGGCAACUAGGUGGUGCAGUGGAUACAGCACCAGCCCUGGAUUCAGGAGUACCUAAGUUCAAAUCUGGCCUCAGACCCUUGACAUUUACUAGCUGUGUGACCCUGGGCAAGUCACUUAACCCCAAUUGCCUCACCCCUCCCCCCCCCCCAAAAAAAGUUCGGCAUGUUUGGUCUUGGUCUCUUCUUUAUUGGGAAGAAAACUGGGGACACUUUGUUGCUUUGGUAAAUGUUUUAAAAUUAUUUUUGUUGGGGCAUUUUGGUAUUUUUUUUUCUCAUAAGUGCCUUGGGGGAUGCUUAUAAUUGUCCUGGUCAGAUUCAAUAAUAAAAUGAACUCUUUGGACUUUGGCAUGUGUGAGAUGGAGAAGGUCAGGAAAAGUCCAACCUUGUUAAGUUUGGGUAAAGGUAAGGCUGUUUAUAAACUGAUACUGUCAGUGAGUGAGUGUGAGAGAGAAACACAUGAUCAGUUUACAACAGCCUCAGUGUUCCAGAGGGCUCAUACAAGAAAGUUACUUUCACAUGAGGAAACUUGAUUUAUUCUUGAAUCUGAUACUGAGAAGGUUAUGAGGGAUUUUAACCCAUGACAUUCUAUUUUUAUUCAAACUUUACUAGACUUUGCAAAGAGAAACCUCUUCCCAAACCAGAGCUCACACAGGAAACCUUAAGAGUUUGAAGCCUCUAACAAAGCUCUGGAUUACCAAGCACAGCUAUCAAUUAAAUUUCCCUAAAUUACAUGUGUUCCUCCUGCUUCUCCUGCCUAUGCAUAGGCACCCAUUUUUUAAAAACAAACUUAGUUACCAAAGAUAUAACCAUGGAAAAGGAGAAGGAAGAGACUAAUUUUCACUUGGCCACAUUUCUUGUUUGGAAAUAAAUGCAAGUUCAGAAAGAUUUUGUGUUUAAGUAAGGCUUGUCUGGUUAUUUUUAAUAUGUAUGUCCCUAUUUACAAAUGGGCAUUUUGGGGGAACAUGGGUUAAAUAUAUAUAUAUAUAUAUAUAUAUAUAUAUAUAUAUACUGUCUUCAUAAAGUCCUUGUACAUUUUAAAAUUUUAAUCACUGAGGUUGAAGAUAAGACAGAAGCAAUAGCAAAUAGCAUUUAAAAAUGUAGUCAUUCACUUACUAGCUGUGUGACCCUGGUCAAGUCACUUAACCCUCAUUGCCCUGCAAAAAAAAAAAAUUAGUCAUUGAAGUUUAGAGCUACCUUACACAACUACAUACAAUGCAUUUUUAGUUCUGUUGUGACAUGAAAACAGAGAAAGUAAAUAGUGUCCUAGCCAGUGAACAGCUGGGAUAAUGAUCUAAUAUUCAUUACCAGGAAGAAAGACAACAGGAGAAAUUAAAAUUCUUGAUACAUAAAAGCCCAAACUGAAAGUUGAAAAGCUGUUCAAGGACUUUAUGAAGACUAUAUUUAUAUAUCCAUAACUAUAUAGCUAGGUUGUGCAGGUGGCUAGAACGCAGGGCCUUGAGUCAGGAAGACUCUUGUUGGUGAAUUCAAAUCUGGCUUCAGACACUUAGUAGAUGUGUGACCCUGCACAAGUCACUUAUUCCUGUUUGCCUCUGUUUCUUCAUGUGUAAAAUGGGCUGGAGAAGGAAAUGGCAAACCAGUCCAGUAUCUCUGCCAAGGAAUUCCCAAAUGGGAUCACAAAGAAUUGAACCCGACUGAAACAAGAACAUCGAAAUACAUUGAAGCAUACACAUAUACUUUAGAUUUUCUAUAGAAUACAUUCUAUAAUAAUAUCUUUAUAGGUAAAACAACAUUAUCAUAAAGCCCAAUGGACACUUCAUUAGACACCUUGAAAUACAGUUGAAGAUGGACUAGACUUAAACCAUAUUUCACUCGAUUUGGUUCAGACCUGGGAUUUCUUUGGUGUAGGAAACUCCCAAUGAGGAAAUACUAAUGCAAAUCAGCAAUUGUAGGGUAAUUAAUAGUUGUAAAGAGUUGUCUGAUUUAACUUAACCACUAAGUGGUUACAGCACUUGCCCAGAGUCACCUAGUCAGUAUAUAUCAGAGAAAAGAUUAGAACCCAGUCUUAUUGAUUUUAAGUCUAGUUUCCUCUCCACUCUUCCCCACUGACUAUUUACUAGCAAAGAUAUUCAGAAAUGAAGCUUUGGUCUCUUUCCUUUACUGACUUAAUCAGAAAAAAAAAGUAAUUCAGAAAAGGAAAUACAGUACUGGGUAGUGUAGACUGUAGAUGAAUAAUCAAUUCCUUCAAGGAUUCAUCAUGAAAUCAAAGAAACUUACUGUCUGGGGCAGUUAGGUGGUGCAGUGAGUAGAGCACUGGUCCUGGAUUCAGGAGGACCUGAGUUCAAAUCCAACCUCAGACCCUUGACACUUACUAGCUGUGUGACCCUGGGCAAGUCACUUAACCCCAGUUGUCUCACCAAAAAGAAAAAGAAAGAAAGAAAGAAAAGAAAGGAAGGAAAGAAGGAAGAGAAAGAAAAGAAACUUACUGUCAAGAAGACUGUGCUACUUAGUCAGGAGACCUGGGUCCUAGUUCAGAAUCUACCAUUGACUAGCUGUCCAACUCUGGUAAGUCAACUUUGCCUCUCAGCUUUCUUAUCUUUAGACUGAGGGUGGUUGAACCAAAUCGUCUCUAAGUCCCUUCUGGGACCACAUUCUCUGAUUUUGCUCAGUUGCCAUCUUUCCUUCCUACUUGCUCAUACUUGGUCUCUUGGUCUUUCAAGCUUCUCAUUUUGUAACUGAAAUUGGACUGAAGAUUGGAUGCUCCUCUGUAGCUGGCUGCACAUUACCUAUAUAGUACCUAGGACAGUGCUGAGCACUGUUGAAUGAAUGAGGAAGCAUGUCCAUAAAAUAGAGAACUGCCAUCCUACUCCUUAUAUUGUUAAGCUAUGACAUUCUGUUAAAAUCCUUUUGAGGGGGCAAGCUAGGUGGCACAUUGGAUAAAGCAUUGACCCUGGAUUCAGGAGGACCUGAGUUCAAAGCCAGCUUCAGACACUUGACACUUACUAGCUGUGUGACCCUGGGCAAGUCACUUAACCCUCAUUGUCCCACCAAAAAAGCUACUUUUGAGAAUGAGAUGGUAGAGGGGGCAGGAGGAGUGCAUGAAUUAGAACACAUUGCAUUGAAAAUUGGUCUUUUCCACAGGUAGCAUUCAGAAGAGGGCACAGGACAAAUAGCAGAUGUGGAAGGAGGGUGGCCAAUGCAACAUAAAUAAUAAUAACAAUGAGUUAAUUUUUACAUAGCACUUAUUAUGUACCAGACACUGUGCUAAGCAAUUUACAAUUAUCUCAUUUAAUUCUCACAACAACCCUUGGC
Dromiciops gliroides (monito del monte) is the source of this 8874-nucleotide messenger RNA. It is a transcript of the gene ATP8B4, whose product is annotated as ATPase phospholipid transporting 8B4 (putative). Gene Ontology annotation, biological process: phospholipid translocation; Golgi organization. The record is from RefSeq and is a predicted model, not a curated record. Gene Ontology annotation, cellular component: plasma membrane. Bases 254 to 3832 code for a protein of 1192 amino acids. NCBI's taxonomy places the organism in Eukaryota, Metazoa, Chordata, Mammalia, Microbiotheria, Microbiotheriidae. The transcript is spliced from 29 exons. Gene Ontology annotation, molecular function: magnesium ion binding; ATPase-coupled intramembrane lipid carrier activity; ATP hydrolysis activity.